UGGGUUUUGGAGUACUCUGGACUAUAGUGACCUCUAGCACCUAUUGUAAAGUUAUGUAUCUUAGUUAGUGGCAAGUUUUCUUUUCUGUAAUAACCUUUUCAACAUUAAGACAAACAGUUUAUUUGGAAGUGAAUGCACUAUUUAGGGCUCCUCUUUCUAUAUAUAUAUUUUUUUUGUGUGCCUGGGAAGAGAAAUGCAUUUUUUUUCAUGGAAGAAUGAUGGAACGCGUUGAGCGUCAUGAGUUCAAGGGGCUUGGGGUUGGGCUCAGGGAUAAGCCGGGGCUCAUGAUCAGGAUCUCAGUGAACUCAGCCCUUAAAAUGGAUCAACACUCCAGACGCAGCUAUGGCACAGAAAUGCUGGACAGCAGGCUACUUUUUGGAGAAACAUCUACCUGGAAUCGAAUCCUCAACCUUACUGUUGGUGGAUUUACAUCUCUUUUAGUGAUUGUAACCAUCAUCAGUUCAUUUGUCUUUCCUACACCUGCUCCAAAUGCUCUGAACGUCUUCUUUGGGAUCUGCAUCAUCAUGAUCUGCUGUUCAGUGUUGGUUCUGAUAUGUUGGUAUCGCCAAGGUGACCUGGAGCCCAAAUUCAGACACCUCAUUUAUUACACCAUAGCCUCGAUCAUCCUGCUUUGUUUAUGUGCAAACCUUUACUUCCAUGAUGUUGGGAGAUAAGCGUUCUUCAUUCACCUCAAAACUAUAAAAAAUGUCUAUCAUUCGUUCACAUGUUGCAGAAUAAAACAUGAGAGCAAUGCAAUGAUUUGUCAUGUAUGUGCGUAGAGAGAAAGGCAGAUAUUAUAU
This is a messenger RNA of Neoarius graeffei (lesser salmon catfish), 800 nucleotides long. RefSeq names its product transmembrane protein 243, mitochondrial a (gene tmem243a). Lineage: Eukaryota; Metazoa; Chordata; Actinopteri; Siluriformes; Ariidae. Bases 216 to 674 code for a protein of 152 amino acids. The transcript is spliced from 4 exons. The record is from RefSeq and is a predicted model, not a curated record.